UCCGCCUUCUGCCAGAUGUUCAGGAGACAUGGUGCCUGGCCCAUGGAAAGCACUGAGGUGUCUGCUGUGUUCAGGCCCCUUUUAUGUUGCUCUAUACCACCACAUCUGAAAGCACCAUAUUUACCCCCUCAAGAGGGGUACCCCCAAAAGUGAAGGCCUGUCUCCUUCUGCUUCACCACAGCACCCGGACUGACAUCUGGCUCAGAGGAGGGCUCUGCGAGGGUUUGUUUGUUCGUGCCUGCCAGACACAAGCAAGCCUCUCGAGACUGCUUUUCUGUUCCUGUAAAGCAGAGGCAAACUGUCUCCAAAUGGCCUGCAGACCAUCAGGCUCCACCCUGUAAGCUGGAUCUCAUCUAUGGAGAGGGCCCUCACAGUCCUGCAAGUGAGCCUGUACCACCCCACACCAGGCCUGGUCACCUUUGCUAAAGUCCCACUGCGGCUGCAGCAUGAUACCAGUCGGCUGCUGGUGGGACGUGGGCAGGACGCCCACAUCCAGCUGCAGCUGCCCCAGCUGUCCCGACACCAUCUGUCCUUGGAGCCCUACCUGGAGAAAGGCAGCAACCUGCUAGCCUUCUGCCUUAAGGUGUUGUCUCGCAAGAGCUGUGUGUGGGUCAACGGGCUGCCCCUGAGGUACCUGGAGCAGGUCCCCCUCAGUGCUGUCAACAGAAUCUCCUUCUCUGGCAUCCAGAUGGUAGUCCGCAGAGACGGGGGCUCCUCCCUUGAGGCCUUUGUCUGCUACUUCCAUUUCAGCUCGUCACCCCUGAUUUACAGACCCAAGGCCCAGGAGACGGAUGAAUGGGAAAACGUUCUUAAGAAGGAGACUCCUCCUGUUUGUGGGGAGGCAACUCGUGAUCUCUUGGGGUCUCCCCAGGACUCCUCCCGGACUCAGACAGCUGUUCCCAGCCAAGCCCUGGAGGAGCAACAGAAAUAAAGCUCCAGAGGGAAACCCCCAGACACUGCAUCCUGCCAGCCCUGCUGGCUGAGAGCAAGUCUUACUAAAACAGGGUUUGAAGUAUUUGAACUAUGUCAUGUGAGGUUGACACACAAAGUUGACAUGCAAGGCCUGCUGGCCACCCCACUCUCAGGGAACUGAUCCUGUAAACUUUGAGCAGCCCAGGGGUGGAGAAGUGCCCUCCAUGGCUCUGGGUAAUGGGAACUAUGGGAACUUCAUAUACUUUUAGAGGCCCUGAGAGGUUCUGGGGAGCCUCUCCCAUCAUCACCCUCCCCCCCCCCAUUUCCUCCUUUUUCUGGCUAGGAGUCACUUUAUGUUGCUCAUUUCACAGGCUGCUUAAAGCAGAAGCAUAGGGUUGCUGCAGGAAUGCAAGAACGCGUGGAGAAAUGACAUUUGUGGUAGCUCAGGGUUACCUUCAGCUUUCAAAUACCCACAGGCACUCAGGGCUUAGGAAAGCCUGUGUUUAAUAAACUGAAAGUAUUUCAUUAAGCUGGCACACCCAGUAGGAUUCCGAGUCCCAGAUGGGCCACAUGUACGCCAUGUUGUCAUGUGGAGCUGGGGGCGGGAAACCUGGGAGAGGUGUGAGAGGAAAUUGGGAAGGUAGGUAGGAGUUUUCGUUUCUAGAAAGGCUGCAUGGCAGAGCUCAAGGCUUCCGGGAGGGGAGCUAGAGACAAGGACUGCUUGGAUAUUUCUUCUCCCCUCCCUCCUUUCCCCUCCUCUUCCUUUUCUCCCUCCUCUCUUCUCCCAUUCUCUGUCACUUCUGGACCAAGGCCCUGGCUGACCAGAGGGCAAAGGUCUUCAGGAAAAGACUGUUUCCUGCAGAAGUAGGCUCUUUCAGAACUAAUUCCAUGGUUAGAGAGCAAGGUUGUGUCAGAAGUCAACCAAGUUAUCCCACUUGGAGUAAGAUGCCUGCCAGGGCUUCUCUUUCCUGAUCAGACAUGGAGGUGGGGUUGUUAAGGAGCCAGGCAAGCAAGGAUAGCAGAAUUUUCUCAGGGAGAAGGGAGCAGAGGGCUAACAGCUGCUUGCUAUUUAGAAAUAAUGUUUACUCAAGUAAGGGCAGGAGAAUCCUACAAACUCAGGUAACUACCAUAAGCCCAGACUCUGCACAAGGGCACCCCAGACACUGAAGGCACAGUGCUGCUCACAAACUGACUCAUAACCCCAGCAUCUGUGACACCUCUGUCACGAACCAUUCCCUGCCCUUUUGUGCCCAAGGCAGACUAUAGGA
Peromyscus eremicus (cactus mouse) is the source of this 2180-nucleotide messenger RNA. It is a transcript of the gene Tifab, whose product is annotated as TIFA inhibitor. The record is from RefSeq and is a predicted model, not a curated record. Gene Ontology annotation, molecular function: protein binding. NCBI's taxonomy places the organism in Eukaryota, Metazoa, Chordata, Mammalia, Rodentia, Cricetidae. The transcript has 2 exons. Gene Ontology annotation, biological process: canonical NF-kappaB signal transduction. Bases 356 to 931 code for a protein of 191 amino acids.